Fraxinus pennsylvanica is the source of this 1854-nucleotide messenger RNA. NCBI's taxonomy places the organism in Eukaryota, Viridiplantae, Streptophyta, Magnoliopsida, Lamiales, Oleaceae. The record is from the annotation of a GenBank genome assembly.
AUGGCCACAACACCAGGGUUCCUCACUGACUGGCCAUGGAAGAAGCUCGGAAAUUUUAAGUAUGUAAUAUUGAGUCCAUGGGCAAUUCACACUAUUUAUCGAUUAGCGACGAAAGAGAAAAGCGAGAUAGACUAUCUCAACAUUCUGAUAAUACCAUUUCUGUUAUGGAGAGCACUCCACAACCAAGUAUGGAUUUCAUUUUCUCGACACAGAACUGCCAAAGGCAACAACAGGAUUGUGGAUAAGAGCAUUGAGUUUGAACAAGUUGAUAGAGAAACCAAUUGGGAUGAUCAGAUUCUACUGAAUGGAGUUCUGUUUUACUUUUUUAAUACUACACUGGAUGGAGCUUCGGGGCUGCCAAUUUGGAGGACGGAUGGUGUGAUUAUCACAGCAUUGUUACACAUGGGGCCGGUGGAGUAUUUGUAUUAUUGGCUGCACAGAGCAUUGCACCACCAUUAUCUCUACUCUCGAUACCAUUCACACCACCACUCCUCUAUUGUCACCGAGCCCAUUACAUCUGUUAUACAUCCAUUUGCCGAGCACAUAGCAUAUUUUUUGCUAUUCGCAAUUCCAUUGCUUACAACAGUGGUGAGUGGUACUGCCUCUGUGGGAUCUCUCUUUGGAUACAUUACCUACAUUGAUCUCAUGAACAAUAUGGGACACUGCAACUUUGAGCUCAUUCCUAAAUGGAUUUUUUCCAUCUUUCCUCCUCUCAAAUAUCUCAUGUAUACGCCCUCGUUUCAUUCUUUGCAUCAUACACAAUUCCGGACCAAUUACUCAUUGUUCAUGCCAAUCUAUGACUACAUUUAUGGCACCAUGGACAAGUCUACUGAUGAAUUGUAUGAGACUUCACUGAAAAGGAAGGAAGAUUUUCCUGAUGUGGUACAUUUAACACAUCUAACAACACCAGACUCAAUUUUUCACCUCCAAAUUGGAUUUGCUUCUUUUGCCUCUAAACCUCAGAACUCCAAAUGGUACAUGUGGUUGAUGUGGCCUGUAACAUGGUGGUCUGUCGUCUUAAAUCUCGUAAGUGGACGCUCGUUUAUCGUAGAGAGGAAUUCCUUGGAGAAACUCAGAUUGCAGUCAUGGGCAAUUCCAAGAUACAAUGUGCAGUAUCUUAUUAAAUGGCAAAAAGAAGUUAUCAAUGGAUUGAUUGAAGAAGCCAUACUCGAAGCAGAAGCACGAGGCGCCAAGGUGCUAAGUCUAGGUCUACUCAACCAGGAUGAGGAACUUAAUAGAAAUGGAGCAAUCUACAUAGAAAAGCACCCGCAGAUAAAUAUUAAGGUGGUAGAUGGAAGUAGCUUGGUUGUUGCUAUUGUCCUUAAAAGCAUUCCGAAAGGAACAACAGAAGUCCUCUUCAGAGGCAAGCUGUCCAAGGUUGCGUACUCCCUAGUUGUUGCUUUGUGCCAAAAGGGUAUCCAGGUGAGUACAUUGUACGAUAAUGAGUAUGAGGAGCUUAAACUAGCUGCAAAGUCUGAGAGUAAAGUGGUACUCUCAAAAAGCUGUACUCAGAAGAUAUGGCUAGUUGGAGAUGAGCUGACAGAAGAAGAACAAAUGAGGGCACCAAAAGGAACAUUGUUCAUCCCUUUCUCGAAGUUUCCUCCAAACAAAGCAAGGAAUGACGCCUUCUACCAGUAUACUCCAGCUAUGGUGGCUCCCCCAUCGCUCGAAAAUUUGCAUUCUUGUGAGAAUUGGUUGCCAAGAAAAGUUAUGAGUGCUUGGCGUGUAGCUGGGAUUGUGCAUGCCUUAGAAGGAUGGAACGUGCACGAGUGCGGGGACACCUUGUUCGACAUCGACAAAAUUUGGCAAGCCAGCCUUAAACAUGGAUUUCGACCUUUAAUGUUUUCGACAUAA